GUUCUGGUUUUACGGUGGGACGAGUCUCGCGAUAGAAGGAAUCACUUAGCCGCGGAGAAACAUGGCAACGCUGUAUGAAGGAUACACGUUGUGUGGAGUUGGACCAGUGCAAAAUUCCUCUAAUAUAGGGAUUCUGGGAGUUGAACAGGGUAGAGAUAUCGACCAUGUCCUCGUCACUGACUCUUCGAGAUGUAUUACCGUUUACAAGGUGUCUGAUCAGAAGCCUACUGGCAGUUGGUCAGUGAAACAGGGACAGAUAAUCUCUUGCCCCGCUGUGUUUAACACGCAGUCCCAGGAAUAUGUGGUCGUUACAGAUGACAGGGUCGUCAGAGUUUGGAAAGAAGAUGAUGUUAACCUGGAAAAGGCUUUUAAAGCAACAGUAAGUAAAGUUAAAUUUCAUAAGGUUUGA
Sinocyclocheilus rhinocerous is the source of this 409-nucleotide messenger RNA. Its product is annotated as nucleolar protein 11-like. Gene Ontology annotation, molecular function: RNA binding; protein binding. Lineage: Eukaryota; Metazoa; Chordata; Actinopteri; Cypriniformes; Cyprinidae. The transcript has 3 exons. The record is from RefSeq and is a predicted model, not a curated record. Bases 62 to 409 code for a protein of 115 amino acids. Gene Ontology annotation, cellular component: nucleolus; nucleus. Gene Ontology annotation, biological process: maturation of SSU-rRNA.